AUGGAUCUCAAUUACAUCUCGUGGGUAAUUAGAAAUGCCCUCACCGUGGCGCUCGAACCCCUCAACAAGGGAACCGAACAAACCAACAAAAAUCUGAAAGCCACCAUCGAAGUCCUAUCCGUCCAAAAUGAAUCCCUCAAGCACACCGUCGACACCCUGGCCAAACAAAUGUUCGAAAUGACAAAGAACCAGGACAAAACAUCCGACAAACUCCACCGCCUACAACACCAACUCACCAAUCUCUCCAUCAACAGGCACAACAACCAAAUGGCCGCCGAAGGAAGAACUGCCACAACCACCACCACCGCCGCCGUCACCGCUGCCACCAUCCCCGCCCCUCCCCCCGCACCCACCAAUAACUCGAACCAUGCUCAACAACAACCAAAAGGAAAAGGAAAAGAAACACCAAUCCCACAAGCACCAAAAUCCUACGCAUCCAUCGCAGCAGGAAACGCCAACCCCGAAUACACCACGGUCACAAACAGGAGGAAGCCCAAACCUAAGGUGGACCCACUAUUCAAACCAGAAGUCACCAAAAUCAACAGGGAAAUAGUCAUCGAAACAAAUAAAGAAUCACCAGUCACCCCCUGUAACGGGGGUGCCUUGAGAGGGCGCGACCGUGACUUCGAUCAGGUAGAUAGGCAGAAAGGAAUUCGACAAGCUAUCCUUUCGGCUCGUUCGAUGGAAAGAUAG
Morchella importuna is the source of this 693-nucleotide messenger RNA. RefSeq lists its product as uncharacterized. The record is from RefSeq and is a predicted model, not a curated record. The transcript has a single exon. NCBI's taxonomy places the organism in Eukaryota, Fungi, Ascomycota, Pezizomycetes, Pezizales, Morchellaceae. The coding region runs from base 1 to 693 and encodes 230 amino acids.